GAGAGAGAGAGCAAUGGAGACUCUUCAGACUCUUCUUCUUCUUCCAAUUUCGUUCACUGCUUUCGUCCUUAUCCUGAUCUUCCUUCUGCAAAAAUGGCUGCUUUCCAAUCAAAACACGUCAAAAGCCUCACCCCCAUCUCCGCCAAAGCUUCCAAUCGUCGGCCACCUUUUGAAUCUCGGCCGCCUUCCUCGUAUCACUCUCCAAAACUAUGCUCGUCGCUAUGGUCCUCUGUUUCUCCUUCACUUGGGCGCCAAGCCCACCAUCGUGGUCUCUUCUCCCCAACUGGCUCGUGAUAUCAUGAAGACCCACGACCUCAUCUUUGCCAAUCGACCCAAAUCAAGCGUGGCUGAUAAGCUUCUUUAUGGGUCAAAAGAUAUAGCGAUGUCUCCUUAUGGCGAAUAUUGGAGGCAGAUGAGAAGUAUUGGCGUGCUCCACCUUUUGAGCAACAACAGGGUCCAAUCAUUUCGUUAUGUUAGAGAACAAGAAGUCAAAGCCAUGAUCGACAACAUCCAACACAAUCCACUUUCGGUUAACUUGACUGAACUCUUCUCUCGACUGACCAACGACGUGAUUUGCAGGGUGGCUUUAGGGAGAAAAUAUGGGAUUGGUGAAGACGGGACGAAGUUUAGGUCCCUUCUCUUGCAAUUUGGGGAAUCAAUGGCGAGUUUUAGCAUUCGAGACUUCAUUCCAUGGCUGGGUUGGAUUGAUGGUAUUAGUGGGUUGGACGUCCAAGCGAAGAGGGCAGCCAAAGAGCUGGAUGUUUUCUUAGAUAGAGUGAUUCAAGAUCAUGUCCAUCCAGAGAACAGAGAUGAACACAAUGACUUGGUGGAUACUCUACUCUGUAUCAAAACAGAGGACUCCAUUGGUUUCCCCCUUGAAAUGGACAGCAUUAAAGCUGUAAUCUUGGACAUGUUUGCAGCAGGCACAGUGGUUGGAUUUUAUUGUACUGUGUGGCUAUAUCAUAAACUAUUAGAUAUGUCCACUCAGACACCGUAG
This is a messenger RNA of Cucurbita maxima (winter squash), 997 nucleotides long. RefSeq names its product cytochrome P450 71A22-like. Gene Ontology annotation, molecular function: heme binding; oxidoreductase activity, acting on paired donors, with incorporation or reduction of molecular oxygen; monooxygenase activity. The record is from RefSeq and is a predicted model, not a curated record. The transcript has 2 exons. The coding region runs from base 14 to 997 and encodes 327 amino acids. NCBI's taxonomy places the organism in Eukaryota, Viridiplantae, Streptophyta, Magnoliopsida, Cucurbitales, Cucurbitaceae.